Schistosoma guineensis is the source of this 1329-nucleotide messenger RNA. The record is from the annotation of a GenBank genome assembly. NCBI's taxonomy places the organism in Eukaryota, Metazoa, Platyhelminthes, Trematoda, Strigeidida, Schistosomatidae.
UGAAGACUGAAGACUGAUGUUCGGUCUCCUCAAGGUCGUGCGGUCAAUAUUUCUGAAGGAAUGUUCACAUGGAUGUUGCCUUCGAAUUGGCUUGUGAAGCACUCAAAUGUAACGAAGUUCCAGUAGGAUGUGCUUUUGUUUAUAAUGGAGAAGUAAUUGCAUCUGGCCGCAACGAAGUGAAUGCAACUAGAGAUGCUACUCAACAUGCCGAGAUGGUUACUAUUAGACGACUAGAACAAUGGUGUCGAAAUAACGAAAAGGAGCUUGACAAGGUUUUGACCGAAUGCGACCUUUUUGUUACAGUGGAACCCUGCAUUAUGUGUACGGCUGCUAUACGGUUUUGUCUUCCAGCUCAUCUGAGAAGUAUUACAUACGGUGCUCGUAAUGAACGGUUUGGUGGAUGUGGUUCAGUCCUAAGUGUGCACAAUUCUCCUAGUCCAGUCGCUCCGCUAAACUGCAUAUCCGGAGUUGAAGCGGAGGCAGCUGUUAAACUGCUAAAGAAGUUCUAUGAACAAGAAAACGAAAAUGCUCCCGAAGAACUUCGAAAACGCAAGCGUGUGACGUAGUUGUGUUGAGUAAUUGGGCAUUUUUAUGUUGUCAUCGACUUUUUGUUGUAAAUAAAUAUGUUAAUUGUGGUACUGGACAACUUUGCAAUUGUGGAUCAUAUGGAUUGGAUUCUUGCUUUAACUGAUGCUGCAACGACGAUGACGAUGAUGAUAAUGAUGGCAAUAGUGGUCCACCAAAUGAAUUCAGUAGAUCUGGAGUUGUUAUUCCUGUUGGUAAUGGGGAUGAACUGGAAGGCUGACACGGUGAAAUAGUUGGUGGACACUUCAAAUGUGUUGAACUACAAUUCCCUGCAUUGCUAUUAUUCUUAUUAUCAUUAGUACUGGUAGUAGUUGUAGCUGUUGAUGUUGUUGUAAUACAGCUGGCAUUAUUGAAAUCUCGUUUCUUUAAAUCAAUACUAGAAGGACGUUUCUUAUGAGAAUCUAAUAAAUUACAAUGUGAUGUAUGAUUCAAAUGGAAACGUAAAGCUAGAACAUGUGAGAAACGUUUUUUACAACCAUCAAUUGGACAACCAAUUGGAAAUGUUUCAUGUAAUUCAUCAUUUUCUUCAAAACAAACACGAUCACUACUAUUAUUAUCAGUGUUAUUAGUAUUCAUAUUAUUAUUAUUUGUACAUAAUGGAGUAUGUGGUCGAGAAUGAUCAGGAUUUUGUGGAUCACAAAGUAUUCCAUCAGUUUUACCGGUGAAAUCUCCAAUUUCAGAUAAUUUCUCAAGAUCCGGUAGAACUUCCGACGGACAAUCGCUUGACGAUGUACUACUACCUCG